UCCGCGCCCGUGACGUCAGUGCGGGGCCGGCUCUUCUGCUGCUGCUGCCGCUGCUGCUACGGCGCGAGGCCAUGGAGGCUGCGGGAGCGGGACCCGCGCAGGCCCUGACAGGGGCGUCGCCGCUGGUGGAAGUGAGACCGGACGAAAUAGGCGUGGUGUCGUCCAGAGAUGGCCCCGAUCCCUCUUCGGGGUCCUUGUCUCCUCGGAAACCCAAAAGUAGCUUGGGGGGAGCGGGAGAUAACCCGCUGGGCUCCAACAGGAAUGGUGAAGAGGGAGCACGAGCGCAGAUGACCGGGAGCAGUAAGGAAAUGGGCCGGAUGUCGCCCGAAUCAGGGGGCGUCUCUGCUGGCCCAAACACCAGCCCUAGCCCAGGGAAUAAAGGCCUGCCAGGUCACGCCGCCAAGACCUUCCCGUCGUCGCCUAGCAAAGCAGCUGGGACCAGCCGGGCUAAGAUGUCCCUCACCGGAACCAGCAAGUCCCCAACGUCUAUCCAAAGUUUGGCCAUGCGUCUGCUGAGUAUGCCUGGUUCGCGACUUCCUGGGGACACUGGGACUCCCGCAGCAGAAGCACUGGCCCCAGCCCCAACACCGGCCCCUGCUCAGCCUCCAGCCCCGACAGCGGAAGAGGCCAAGCCAAAGGUUCACCGGGCCCGGAAAACCAUGCCCAAACCCAACAGUGGGCAGGUCCCCGAAAAGCGAGUCUCUGAGAUGCUGCAUUUCCGAGUCCCCGAUGACCUCAGGAGCAUUGAAGAACCAGAGGAACCUGCCAAGCGUAGAAAAUAUGAUUAUAUGGCUGAUGCCCUGCACAAGAGGAUGCCUCUUUCUCUCCAGCGGUCAAGUCCCAGAGCUACAACUGAGAUCACUGUGACGGAAGAGAUGACGGCUCCAGCCACUGCCUCACAGGAGGAGAGGAGUCAGGAAUGGGAGACCGAGGUGGGGGAUGACUUCAGCCUCUUCUACGACAGCUACUCCGUCGACGGCCAUGUUGAUUCCGACAGCAAGUCCGAUGCAGAUGUUGCUGGCGAGCAUAUGAGUGAGGAGGAAGAAGAGGAGGAAGAGGAAGAGGAGGAAGAAGAGGAGGAGGAGGAAGAGGACGACGAAGAUGAUGACGAGGAAGAAGAUGAAGACGAAGAGUCGGGUAACCUCUCUGACAGGAGCGCUGCCUCCAGCUCCAAACGAAAGGCCAGGAAGCGCUGGCGGAACGACAGCCCCUGGGUCAAGCCGAUGCGCAAACGGAAGCGCAAAGAACCAAACCCCAAGGAUGCCAGAGGGCUGAAUGGUGGCCCAACAACCACACAGAGCGAGUACACGGAGGUGCCGCUUGGCUGUUUGGAGCUGCCCAACCAGGGGGCGCUGUCCCCCAACAAUGCUGGGGUGUCGAAUGAGACGAGUUCACUGGAGACAGAGCGCUUUGAGGAGUUGCCCCUCUGCUCCUGCCGCAUGGAAGCUCCAACCAUUGAGCGCCUCAGCCAGCAGGCUGGAAACCAAUGCAUGGCAACUGAGAGUGCGGAUGGAGAGCUGAACGGCUGCAGCAGCAGCAUCUUGAAGCGGGAGACGAUGCGUCCUUCCAGCCGCGUCCCCCUCAUGGUCCUGUGCGAGGCCCACCGAGCCAGGAUGGUGAAGCAUCACUGCUGCCCUGGGUGUGGCUACUUCUGCACUGCGGGCACCUUUUUGGAGUGCCACCCUGACUUCCGCGUGGCCCAUCGCUUCCACAAGGCCUGCGUGUCGCAGCUCAACGGCAUGAUCUUCUGUCCGCACUGUGGGGAAGAUGCUUCCGAGGCCCAGGAGAUCACGAUAGCCAAGGCUGACACCUCCACUCCCGUCCCCAUUCCACCUUCUCACGGCCAGGGAGCCUCUGAGAGCACAGGCCGUGCUGACACUACCCAGCCCAGUGCUCGGAUGCGGGGGGGCUCAAGCGUAGAGCCCCCGCAGGACGAUAUGGCGGGUCUUGGCCCAGGGAUCGACAGUGCGGGGCCACGGCUGACCCUACCAAAUGGGGCGGUGCUGUCCGCUCAGGGCCUGCCUCCAGGGGCUGGCCGGGAGCAAUUGGAACGGGCCCUGGUGGUACAGGAGUCCGAGCGGCGCAAGAAGCUGCGUUUUCACCCCCGCCAGCUCUAUCUCUCGGUCAAGCAAGGGGAGCUCCAGAAAGUGGUCCUGAUGCUGCAUGUCUGCCCUUCCUUUCCAGUGGACAGCUUGGACCCCAAUUUCCAGAGCGAGCAGCAGAGCAAACGAUUCCCACUGCAUGCCGCGGCACAGAAGGGCUUCCUGGAAAUCUGCCAUGUCUUGCUGCAGGCUGGUGCCAAUAUAAACACGGUGGACAAGUUACGCCGGACCCCGCUAAUGGAGGCUGUCGCGAACAACCACGUGGAGUUAGCGCGUUACCUGGUCAAAAGGGGCGGCUGCGUUUACACUAAGGAGGAUGAUGGAUCUACCUGUCUCCAUCACGCUGCCAAGAAUGGAAACGUGGAGAUGGUCAGCUUGCUGCUCUCCACAGGGCAGGUGGACGUCAACGCUCAGGAUAGCGGCGGUUGGACCCCCAUUAUCUGGGCUGCUGAGCAUAAGCACAUUGAGGUGAUCCGCAUGCUUCUCACCCGUGGAGCCGACGUCACGUUGACUGACAAUGAAGAAAACAUUUGCCUGCACUGGGCCUCCUUCACGGGGAGCGCGGAGAUUGCGGAAGUCCUGCUGAACGCCCAGUGCGACCUCCACGCGGUCAAUUUCCACGGAGACACGCCUCUGCACAUAGCUGCGCGGGAGGGCUACCACGAGUGUGUCCUCCUCUUCCUGUCCCGGGGGGCCGACACUGAAGUGCGGAACAAAGAAGGGGACACUCCCUUGGACCUGGCCUUGGAGAACUCGGAGGUGUGGUUUGCCUUGCAGCUGAACCGCAAGAUCCGCCAAGGGAUUCUCAACCGCUCCGUGCGCACCGAGCGCAUCAUUAGCAGGGAUGUGGCCCGUGGCUACGAGAACGUCCCCAUUCCCUGUGUCAACUCCGUGGACGACGAGCCCUGCCCAGAGGAUUACAAAUACAUCUCGGAAAACUGUGAGACUUCCACCAUGAACAUCGACCGCAACAUCACCCAUUUGCAGCAUUGCACCUGCCAGGAUGACUGUUCCUCCAGCAAUUGCUUAUGUGGGCAGCUCAGCAUCCGCUGCUGGUAUGACAAGGACGGCCGUUUGCUGCAAGAGUUCAACAAGAUCGAGCCGCCCUUGAUCUUCGAAUGCAACCAGGCCUGCACCUGCUGGAGAAACUGCAAGAACCGCGUGGUACAGAGCGGCAUCAAGGUCCGCCUGCAGCUCUACCGCACGGCCAAAAUGGGAUGGGGUGUCCGGGCAUUGCAGACGAUUCCCCAAGGAACCUUUAUAUGCGAGUAUGUGGGGGAACUGAUUUCUGAUGCAGAAGCUGAUGUCAGGGAAGACGACUCGUACCUGUUUGAUCUGGACAAUAAGGACGGUGAGGUUUACUGCAUCGACGCACGUUAUUACGGGAAUGUCAGCCGCUUCAUCAACCACCUGUGCGACCCCAACAUCAUCCCCGUGCGGGUGUUCAUGCUUCACCAGGACCUGCGCUUCCCCCGCAUUGCCUUCUUCAGCAGCCGGGACAUUCAGACCGGCGAAGAGCUAGGGUUUGACUAUGGCGACCGCUUCUGGGACAUCAAGAGCAAAUACUUCACAUGCCAGUGCGGCUCGGAGAAGUGCAAGCAUUCGGCCGAGGCCAUCGCCCUGGAGCAAAGCCGCCUGGCCCGCCUGGAGGCUCACCAAGACGGGCUGCCCGACAGCAGCAACCUCCCUGCCACGCAAGCCUGAGCCGGACCCUUUCCCCUCCCUUCUCCAGCCGGCUGCGGCCUGCUCUCAGCCCACCACGAAGA
Messenger RNA from Lacerta agilis (Sand lizard), 3868 nucleotides. RefSeq names its product euchromatic histone lysine methyltransferase 2 (gene EHMT2). NCBI's taxonomy places the organism in Eukaryota, Metazoa, Chordata, Lepidosauria, Squamata, Lacertidae. The record is from RefSeq and is a predicted model, not a curated record. Gene Ontology annotation, molecular function: zinc ion binding; histone methyltransferase activity; p53 binding. Gene Ontology annotation, cellular component: nucleus. The transcript is spliced from 28 exons. The coding region runs from base 72 to 3806 and encodes 1244 amino acids.